Messenger RNA from Striga asiatica, 1467 nucleotides. The record is from the annotation of a GenBank genome assembly. Lineage: Eukaryota; Viridiplantae; Streptophyta; Magnoliopsida; Lamiales; Orobanchaceae.
AUGGGCUUAGUCCACCUGUCCAUCUUGGCCUCGAACAACAGGGGCACGUCAAGAACAAUUAUUUUACAACCCUUGAUCCAUAGCUUCAGAACUUCCAGGAAAAUCCCAAAUGAAAUCAAGUUAUUGAGAACACAACUGGAAUCUAAGUUUUCUUAUCUCGGAGCAAGAAAAAAAAAAAAGCAAAAUGUAACAAAAUUACCGAUUAAGAAGCUGGCGCCUAUCAGGAUCAUUAAACACGAUCUGGCCCAGCUUCAGCCGAUCAACUUCUCCGCUAGAGAGCAAAAUUUCAUCCCCAAAUGCAGCCACCACUUUUCUCCAUCCACCGAGGGAAAUAAUUUCAGAAAACGGACUCAACAAUCUACAAAAUUUGAAAGAGAUAGAGCCUACGCGAGCGAUGACAUCGGCAUCGACAACGGGGAUACCGUGAGCUUUGAAGAGUUUCGAUACUGUGCUUUUUCCAGAGCUUAUGCCUCCGGUCAAUCCAACUAUUCUCAUCUUGACCGGGAAAAUGAAUUCCGUCUGACUUUACCUGCAAGGGUGAAAACGAUUGUCGAGGCGAAAGCAAGCGUAACCAUUAAUGUUUCUUGGUCGAGUUUCUUUGCCAGUAACGGUAGCCAUGAUAUUUCUAAAGUUAUUGCCGAGCUCAAUCAGACAUUCUUUUACUACUUUAGAGAUUCUAUGAGUGGGACGAUGAGAAUGGAAGUUUAUAAGCAACUCUUGAUGGAGAAAGAAUCUGCUAGCGGUGAUUGCUGCGAACCCCUCACAUACAAGACAUGGGCUUUGAGAGUGUCCAUUCACUGUGUAGGUUGCAAGAGGAAAGUAAAGAAAGUCCUUCAAAGUAUUGAAGGAGUUUAUAAGAUAGAGAUAGAUGCAAAACAACACAAAGUAACAGUGGCUGGAAAUGUCGAAGCCGAGACAUUGAUGAAGAAGCUCAUAAAAUCGGGCAAAAAUGCUCUGCUCUGGACAGAAAAUCCCGAGCCCAAGGAAAAGCAGAAGCAGAAGCAGAAGGACUCGGAUGAGGAUGAGAGUGCUACCGAUAUCGAGCAAGUUGAUAUUAACCCGACGAAAGAAAGUAAUGAAAAUGUAAACGCAAACCAAAAGAAGAAAAAGAAAAAGAAAAAGAAAAAGGGGAAUUCGGGUUCAGCGAAUGCUGCUGGUGGCACUGGUGCAUGUGCACCACCGGCAGCGGGAAGUGGAGAAUCUAAUCCACCAUCAGGAAUCUCGGGUCCACCGGCCGACCAAAUGAACCAGAACCCGCCACAUCAGCAAAUCCUUCCUUAUCCGAACUUUUACUACCCUGCCCCGGAAUAUGGGAUGAGCUACAACAAUGCUGCAAGUAUGACUGCUUAUACAUACUCACGCCCGUAUUAUUACUCACCAACUUUACCGUUUGAACCGAUCUUUGAUCAUAAUCGUCGUGAUUGUAGUUUUGCCGAUGAUGAAAACGGUUGCUCGAUAAUAAUAUAA